UCUGGUUCCCAGUCGCAAACUCAUGUUACCACUACUAGUCCAGAUACUAGGCUCAUGCUAUGUACUGCUGGUCCGGUCGCGUUGCCGUCAGUCGGUGUGUGAUACAAAAUCAGUGGACCCCAAUUCAGCAGCACUGCACCUGGGAGCAACUGGAGGCUGUGAAUCACCAUGACGACCAAGAAUACAACCGCCCUCUUGCAGAAGCUGCGGAGUUUGAUGAAGGCCAAGCAGUACAUUGGCUCGGAACCUAUCCAGGCGUACAUCAUACCAUCAGGGGACGCACAUCAGAGUGAGUACAUAGCAGCGUGUGAUUGCCGUCGCGCUUACAUAUCCGGAUUCACAGGUUCCUUUGGGACAGCCUUAGUCACUGAGGACAUUGCAGCUAUGUGGACAGACGGGAGGUAUUUUUUACAGGCGUCUCAACAAAUGGAUUCCAAUUGGACCUUAAUGAAGCAUGGUUUAAAGAAGACGCCAUCGCAGGAAGAUUGGCUAGUCAAGAAUUUACCGAAAGGUGCCCGUGUUGGUGUCGACCCGUUCUUGUUUGCAAAUGAUCAGUGGAAGAAAUUCUCCACCACACUGAGCCAGGAAGGCAUCAGUCUGGUGCCCACUGUAGUCAACCUGGUAGACCUGGUGUGGGGAGACGAGAGACCGUCCCCACCAUUCGACCAAGUGAUCGUUCAAGAAACCAAGUUUGCCGGUGUCUCUUGGCCAGAGAAGAUCAACAAGAUGCGCGAAGCAAUGACCAGUAAGAAUGCCCAGUACCUAGUCCUGACAGCACUGGAUGAAAUUGCAUGGCUCUUCAAUUUAAGGGGAUCUGACAUUGAGUACAAUCCUGUCUUCGUUGCGUAUGCAGUCGUUGGCAUGGACAGCGUGUACUUGUUCAUAGAUGAUCAGAAGUUGACCAAGGAAGUGAGGGACCAUCUCAUGAAUGAUGGGUUGAAAGUCGAAAUCCAGGAGUAUGAAGCCAUCCAACAGUUCCUGGCUGAUCUGUAUCAGGAAGGUAGCGACACCGGAAAAACCUGGAUGAGUCCCAAGUCCAGCUAUGCUUUAGUCAGCUGUAUUCCCAAGUCCCAGUGUAUCCUGCAUGGGACCCCUGUGCUGGCCAGCAAAGCAGUCAAGAAUGAUGUAGAGAUACAGGGCAUGAAGAACGCACAUAUACGCGAUGCAGUGGCACUAUGUGAAUACUUCAUGUGGCUAGAGAAAGAGGUCCCCAAGGGUAAUCUGACUGAAAUUUCCGCCUCCGAUCAGCUAGAACAAUUCCGAAGGGAGCAAGAGGACUUUGUAAGUCUGAGCUUCGCCACAAUCUCCAGCACAGGGGCCCACGGGGCCAUCAUUCAUUACAAAGCCAGCCCAGAGACCGAUGCACCCCUCAACACCCAGGAAAUCUACCUGUGUGACUCUGGAGCCCAGUUCAAAGACGGAACAACUGAUGUAACAAGGACUAUGCAUUUUGGCACGCCUACGCCAUACCAAAAGGAAUGUUUCACCCGAGUUCUUAAAGGCGUCAUAUCAAUGGCCACGUCUGUAUUUCCUAAUGGGACAACAGGGAGUAUGAUAGACUCCUUUGCCCGGCGCUUCCUGUGGGAGGCGGGUCUAGACUACCUCCAUGGCACCGGUCAUGGGGUGGGAGCUUUCCUGAAUGUCCACGAGGGACCCCAGCAGAUCAGCUGGAGGGCGAGCGCCCUGGACGCAGCCUUAGAAGCUGGGGUCUUCAUGUCCGAUGAACCAGGAUAUUACGAGGAUGGAGAAUUUGGUAUUCGGAUUGAGAAUAUUGUCCUCGUCAAGCCUGUAGAAACCAAGUACAACUUCAGAAAUACUGGAUUCCUGACGUUUGAGACAGUGACCCUUGCGCCGAUACAGACCAAGAUGAUUGAACCCUCAUUGCUGACAGAGAAAGAGGUGUCUUGGCUGAACGACUACCACGCCAAGUGCCGUGAGGUCGUGGGUGCUGAGCUUGAGAGGCAGGGCCGUCCAACUGCCCUGGCCUGGCUGCACAGAGAGACCGAACCCCUAGGAUGAAUGGACCACUCCCAAUACCAAUCCCACCAAUAAGCAGGAUCAUUACAACUCAUGCAUAAUUCAUAAACCAAAUGCACUUCUUUCAUUGGUUGCUGCACCAAUGCAUUAGGAAAGUGUACACUCAUAACUCUCACCCAAUCAGCAUUACCAGGUUAGCUCCCUGACUCCUUGACUAUGCAACAGUAGUGAUCCUAGGUCAACUUCAAAGUGGUACCAUACUAAAGCCUCUAUAACAGACACAUUACAUUGUUUAAUGUAU
Messenger RNA from Patiria miniata (bat star), 2278 nucleotides. RefSeq names its product xaa-Pro aminopeptidase 1-like. The transcript has 21 exons. The record is from RefSeq and is a predicted model, not a curated record. Gene Ontology annotation, molecular function: metalloaminopeptidase activity. Lineage: Eukaryota; Metazoa; Echinodermata; Asteroidea; Valvatida; Asterinidae. Bases 169 to 2019 code for a protein of 616 amino acids.